AUGAACGAGGGAAACACACAGUUCCUAUACAAGGCCAAGGCCACCAAGAAGGACAAGGCUGCUGCCAAGCGAGAACGACACCACACAAAGCUGUCCAAGCGAGGAGGCAUCAGCAAGGCUGAUUUGAAACGAAAGAAGCCCAUUCAUGAUCGACCGUUCGACUACGGAAACCCUCUGAAAAACGAGGCUGCCAUGCGACCUGUUUCCCAGGGGGUGACUUCGGUGAACAAGGGCACUCCUUUGCCACCUGCUGACAUUGAUGCCAUCAUGGCUGAUGGUGCCACGGCUAAGGAAAUCAAGCGACAACAGAGACAGGAAGCUCGACGUCAGCGAAUUCGAGAGACCGAGACGCUUGCAGCCAACCUCGACGAUCUUCUGGACCCUCUCAAGGCCGAGAACGGAGGCCGAACACGAGAAAAGCUGGAUCAUACCCCUAAUCCCCGGAAUGCUCGAGGUAACGAGGCCAUCAUCAAGGCCGAGACCAAGCGGUUCAACAAGAUCCUCAACUCCAAGGAGUAUCAGGCCAGUCCGUUUGCGUCGCUUCAGGCGUUCCUGAAGACCCAGAUUCCCCAGAACGAGCCUGCUCAGCCCAAGGACAAGAAGAUGCACAUGUAA
Molecule: messenger RNA, 615 nt
Organism: Yarrowia lipolytica CLIB122
Lineage: Eukaryota; Fungi; Ascomycota; Dipodascomycetes; Dipodascales
Biological process (GO): maturation of SSU-rRNA from tricistronic rRNA transcript (SSU-rRNA, 5.8S rRNA, LSU-rRNA)
Cellular component (GO): nucleolus; 90S preribosome; preribosome, small subunit precursor
Source: RefSeq, a predicted model, not a curated record